CGUACGCAGCAGUGCUUGCGUAUGCAGCACUUGCAUGGCUAGUCCCGUUCCGUCUGUGAGCGUUGUUGUGCCAAUGCACAACGCAGAGCUGUGGAUAGAUGAUUGUUUACAAUCAGUGCUGACGCAGAAAUUCGCAGGCAAACUUGAAUUGUCAAUUUACAACGAUGCCAGUACGGAUCGAUCUUUGGAGAUUGUAGAGCGGUGGCGGACAAGGUUACAGGAUGCUGGUAUCUGUCUGUCUUUGGGAGGGCAUGAUAGCGGUGAACCCAAGGGAGUUGGAUUUGCAAAAAAUUGUGCAGUUUAUCAAAGUUGCGGAGAAUACAUUUGCUUCUUGGAUGCGGAUGAUAUUAUGCACCCAAAUCGAGUUCAACUUCAACUUGAAGCUGCUCAGAAGCAUCAAGGAGCACUAAUUGGAUCUAAAUUUUCUCGCUUGCCUCCCAAGUCUACUGAACGGUACACUCGAUGGUGCAACUCACUUAGUUGUAAGCAGCUUCUCACACAGAGAUUUACUUCCUUUGGCCCUACUAUCAUACAACCAACAUGGUUUUGUCACCGGUCAGUAUUUGAUGCUGCCGGACCAUUUGCUGAAGGUGGCAAGGGAGUUCCAGAAGACUUGAUCUUUUUCCACAAGCAUCUACAGUUAGGAAAUGAUGUACAUAGGGUAGACAAACGUUUACUAUUCUACAGAUAUCAUCCUUCAGCGAUGACAUUCUCAGUUAACAGACAGACAAUCUGGGACAUACAGGUGAAGGAGUUUGAAAAGUCUGUUUUAUGCCAUUGGCCAUCUUUCACCAUCUGGAAUGCUGGAAAACAAGGUCGUCAUUUUUACAAGUCAUUAACAGAAGAGAAUAGACAGAAAGUCAUCAUGUUCUGUGAUGUUGAUUCCAAGAAAAUUUCUAAAGGGUGUUACACAUUUGAGAAUGCUCCUGGCUUUCCUAAACCUCGCAUUCCCAUUGUACAUUUCAAAUGUGCCACUCCACCAUUUGCAAUUUGUGUGAAAUGGGAUUUGACACAUGGGGUAUUUGAAAUGAACUUGGCUUCCAUGAAUCUUGAAGAAGGAAAAGAUUACUACCACCUGAGUUAGUUGGAGUCAAGCUGCUAAUCAAGUGAUAGAGCUAGAUGUAAGCUGCUGUAGUCAACUGGAAGCACAUGAGAAAACAACAUAGGUACCUGCAUGCUUUGUGUAGAUGUUGAUACCACUGACAAUUGACAUAUUAAUAAGUACAAACAAUAGGAUGACUUCAUUAAUUGACUAGGGCAUGCAGCCUGAAGUUGUUGUAUUGCAUACAUGCAGUGCACCUGUAGUUACUAUUUUUAUUAUUGUUAUACUGGUUAUCAUUAUUAUUG
Corticium candelabrum is the source of this 1347-nucleotide messenger RNA. RefSeq names its product UDP-GlcNAc:betaGal beta-1,3-N-acetylglucosaminyltransferase-like protein 1. The record is from RefSeq and is a predicted model, not a curated record. The transcript is spliced from 13 exons. Lineage: Eukaryota; Metazoa; Porifera; Homoscleromorpha; Homosclerophorida; Plakinidae. Bases 35 to 1084 code for a protein of 349 amino acids.